GGGACCGCCGCCGUUGCUGCUGUUUCUGGGAGCCACGCUGGUUUUCACCGCCGGGGCCGCUCCGGCUCGCGAAGCAGGCAGCACUGUCGACGCCCAGAAGAUGAUGAACGUCCUGGCAUGGGAGCCGCGCGCCAACGACACGCGGGAGGGGGCCAGCCCGCCAGCAACUAGGGAAGAUGAGACUGCGUGGACAGCGCCCGCCGACAGGCAGGAGCAGGUCGUGGCGGGCCCCGGGGUCGGGCCAGAAGAGGCACUGGAGGCGUCAGCCGCCGUGACAGGUGCCGCCUGGCUGGAGACUGACAACCCCAACCAGGGUGGAGUGACCGCCGAGGUGGGCAGUGGAGACACCCAGGCCCUCCCAGCGACACUCCCUGCUCCCGACCAGGCCCUCGGGCAGUCGUCAAUACCCCCAGCUACCCCCGAGGCUAGCGAACCACCCUCCCUCACCCCUGUCAACAAGCCAAGUCCAGACCCUGAACUCCCUAAGGAGAAACCCUUGGAGGUCUGGCUGAACCUGGGAGGCAGCACACCCGGCCCUCAUGGGCCAGAGCCCACGUACCCUUUUCAGGGCACGCUGGAACCCCAACCAGCCUCAGAUAUAAUUGACAUCGACUACUUCGAAGGAUUGGAUGGGGAAGGCCGUGGUGUCGACCUGGGAAGCUUCCCGGGGUCACUAGGAACCUCGGAGCACCACCCUGAUACCGACCCCGGGGGAGAGACCCCUUCAUGGAGCCUGCUUGACUUAUACGAUGACUUCACCCCCUUUGAUGAAUCUGAUUUCUACCCCACCACCUCAUUCUAUGACGACUUGGAUGAAGAGGAGGAGGAAGAGGAGGAUGACAAGGAUGCAGUGGGAGGUGGAGACCUGGAAGAUGAAAAUGAUCUCUUGAUGCCCACCAAGAAGCCCGGUCUAGGGCCAGGGCCAGGCCAGCCCACUAGCCGGUGGCAUGCUAUUCCCCCACAGCAUACUCUGGGGAUAGUCCCUGGCAGCAGCAUUGUCCUCAGGCCCCGCCCAGGAGAGCCAGGCAGGGACCUGGCCACAGGUGAAAAUGGUACUGAGUGCCGCAGUGGAUUUGUUCGACAUAAUGGCUCCUGCCGGUCAGUGUGUGACCUCUUCCCCAGUUACUGUCACAAUGGUGGCCAGUGCUACCUGGUGGAGAACAUAGGGGCCUUCUGCAGGUGCAACACACAGGACUACAUCUGGCACAAGGGGAUGCGCUGUGAGUCCAUCAUCACUGACUUCCAGGUGAUGUGCGUAGCUGUUGGCUCAGCUGCACUUGUGCUGCUCCUGCUCUUCAUGAUGACAGUGUUCUUUGCCAAGAAACUCUAUCUGCUCAAGACGGAGAAUACCAAGCUGCGGAGGACCAACAAAUUCCGGACCCCAUCUGAGCUCCACAAUGAUAACUUCUCCCUCUCCACCAUUGCUGAGGGCUCUCACCCAAAUGUAAGGAAAUUUUGCGACAUUCCCUGUACCUCCUCCCCCCAUGCCCGUGCCUUGGCUCACUAUGAUAACAUUAUCUGUCAGGAUGAUUCAAGUGCUCCCCACAAAAUCCAGGAAGUUCUCAAGUCUUGCCUGAAAGAGGAAGAGUCCUUUAACAUCCAGAACUCCAUGUCGCCUAAACUUGAAGGUAGCAAAGGUGACCAGGCUGACUUGGACGUGAACUGUCUGCAGAAUAACUUAACCUGAACCAGAGCAAGAAGAAAGGAAACGGGAGGGUGGGGUGGGGUGGGGUGGGGUGAGAAGAAGAAAUGUUAUCUCCUCUUGUACAAAGUCUAUUUCUUGUAACCAUUUGUUAAACCCUUUUCUUUUUCUGAUCUCAUGGCAUGCUUUGAUGUAUUUUGUACAGGAGGGAAACAAACAAAAAGGAACCUGAAUGAAUUGCAUACCUUGGAUUGUUUUGUCUGUGCUAUUUGUACAUUGCUCCCGCUGCUGUGAUUUCUAAACCUAUGCCGUUAUUCAACUGACUUUUUUUUGUACUUUGACCCACCUUUUUUUGAGAUACCAGUAAAAGACAAAGUUCUUGAAAUAAAACUUUUAAAAAAGUUA
Messenger RNA from Orycteropus afer afer, 2047 nucleotides. It is a transcript of the gene CSPG5, whose product is annotated as chondroitin sulfate proteoglycan 5. The record is from RefSeq and is a predicted model, not a curated record. Lineage: Eukaryota; Metazoa; Chordata; Mammalia; Tubulidentata; Orycteropodidae. Gene Ontology annotation, biological process: nervous system development.